Molecule: messenger RNA, 1080 nt
Organism: Choloepus didactylus (southern two-toed sloth)
Lineage: Eukaryota; Metazoa; Chordata; Mammalia; Pilosa; Megalonychidae
Product: melanoma-associated antigen 10-like
Exons: 1
Coding region: 1-1080 (359 amino acids)
Biological process (GO): negative regulation of transcription by RNA polymerase II
Cellular component (GO): nucleus
Source: RefSeq, a predicted model, not a curated record
AUGCCCCGUGCUCCAAGGCUUCGACGCAUCAUGCUUGAGGAAGGCCUUAAGGCCCAAAGUGAGACACAGGACCCAGUAGAUGUGCAGGUUCCCUCAACUGUGGAGGAGAUUUAUUGCUCCUCUUCCUCCUCCUCCUCGUCCUCCUCCUCUUCCUCCUUCCCUUUCUCCUCCUCAGCUUCAUCCUCCUCAUGCUAUCCUCUGAUCCCAAGCACCCCAGAGGAUGUUUCUGCUGCUGGGACACCGAGUACUCCCGGGAGUCCUCAGGGAGCCCGCUCCUCCCCUGCUGCCAUGGCAGCCACUCCAUCAAGCCAAUCAGGUGAGGGAUCCUGCCGCCCAGAAGAGGAGGGCCCAAGCGCGUUGCAGGUACAACCAAAUGCUGAGUCCUUGCUCAAAGAUGCCAUUGAUGAUAAGGUGACUGAUUUGGUGAAAUUCCUGCUUCUCAAGUUUCGAAUAAAGGAGCCUGUCACAAAGGCAGAAAUGCUGGAGAUAGUAACCAAAAACUACAAGGAGCACUUCCCCAUCAUCUUCAUGGAAGCUUCUGAGUGCAUGCAGCUUGUCUUUGGCAUUGACAUAAAGGAAGUGAACCCCACUGGUCAGUGCUAUGUCCUCACCAGUGCACUUGGCCUCACCUGUGAUGGAAUGCUGAGUGAUGAUCAUAGCAUGCCAAAGGCUGGCAUUUUGAUACUUGUCCUGAGCAUAAUCUUCAUGGAGGGCAACUGUGCCCCUGAGGAGGAGAUCUGGGAAGUUCUGAGUGUGAUGGGGGUAUAUGCUGGGAGGGAGCACUUCAUCUAUGGGGAGCCCAGGAAGCUCCUCACCAGAGAUUGGGUGCAGGAAAAGUACCUGGAGUACCGCAGGGUGCCCGACAGUGAUCCUUUACGUUAUGAAUUCCUGUGGGAUCCCAGAGCCCAUGCCGAAACCAGCAAGAUGAAAGUCCUGGAGUUUUUGGCCAAGGUCAGUGGAAGUGACCCCAGGUCCUUCCCAUUCUGGUAUGAGGAUGCUUUGCGAGAUGAGGAAGAGAGAGCCCAGGGCAGAAUUGCUACCACUGCCAGUGCCUCAUCCAGCAGCUCCUUCUGCCUUUAA